UCGUCCACUAGUUUGCACCUGUGAUAUUGGGUCACAAAAAUUAACUUUUUGCCCCUUCUAUAUUAAUUUGACAUCAAUCAUAUGGGAGCUAUUUAGGUAAUAGAACGCAAAUUCUCCUGUCGCAGCGCACCCCUGCUUUCAAAUGUACGUACUUCGUGCGACUCUACCUAUUCUCUUGAUCAGUCCUUAAGUGCCGCUCGACGCGAAAAGGUCUCAGAGUCAGUAUACUGAUUUUUCAUUCUUCUGACAUUAAAUCGAAUUUUCAAGUUUGAGUUAUACCUUUGGAAUUGAAAAAAAAAAAUUUCAAGUCGGGAUUAACCGUCCAAAAUAUAUCGAUUUUCGGAGAACAUACGCCGUAUUGGUCGAAGAAGCCGCGCAAGUUUUGUCUCAGAAUUGCAAGGAAUGAAUAACCAGCACCAGCGGCAAUAAUGAAGAUGAAUUACCGCGCAAACAGGCACAGUUGGUCUACGCUUCCACCCGAAACUUUGGCCCAAAUUUUCAGCAAUCUUUCCCUCGAUCAACUUAUGUCAGUUUCACUGGUCUGCAAACACUGGGCAACAACCGUUCACAGCCCAUCGUUGUGGAGGACCGUUGAAUUCAAUUUGGGCCAAGCAAACGACAAGUCAGCCACCAACCCUCGUUUCAUCGACUACAUCCUUCGCCGGCAUGCGAAUCACCUGCGAGAGGUAUCGUUGAGAACGGACACUUCCAUCGAAUCGGCAGAGGCUGCAUGCCUGGUAUUAUCCCGACUCGUAAAUUCGUCAUUGAAGACGUUGACGUUAAUGAGCUCAGGAAAACCGGUUUUCCUUGACGUCGACGGAGACCGAUUUACGACCGCAUUGAUAGUCGCUAUAGAUCAAUCUCCCUUGAAAUCGCUGGAAAUCGAACACACCCUUGUGGAUGAUCCAUCUCUAGCCGUAUUGGUUUCAAGCACUUCUAAAACUUUACAACUUCUCCGAAUCAAAAGUUGUCCUCGGUUAUCGCCGGAAGGUAUCCUGCCUCUGGCCGACCACUGCCGAUGCCUCCGGGAACUCUCUUUGUCCUACUCUCUGCUUAGUGACGAACUUUUGGUUGCUCUCAGUAGUGAAAAGCAUGUUUGUCUAGAGACGCUGAGAGUAGAAGCUUAUCCGGAGCCCAAGCCUUGGCCGCGUCUCAGUGACAGGGCAUGGCUUGCUCUGGCAAGACAUUCUCCCAACAUUAAUUUGGUUUUACUGAACUACAUAACGGGAGAAGACGGUUUCGCACCGCUACUCGCCUCUUACAUACCUGUCACACAUCUUUAUCUUGGGGAGGAGGCAUCCACAGCGAUAGUUGCAAGAAUUGGGGAGUGUUGUCCGAGGCUCGUAGAACUUGUGGUUAGCAGUGUUAGUCCCGGACCAAUAGAUCAAGCCUUGAUAUCGGCUGCUAAAGGUUGUCCCCAGCUUGCCACAGUGGUACUCGGUGAUUGCGAACUAUCAUGCUCUGGAUUUGUGGAAUUCGUAGCUCUCUGUGCCGAGCGUCUUAGAGAAUUAAAUGUAUGGGAAUCAUCGUUGAUGGAAGAUGCCAAGUAUGACAUCGCAAGUGCAAUUGGUAGGGUUUCUUCUUUGCUAGGACAUAGUUGGGCUCCUGAAUUCAUUCCAAUAUGGUAAAACGCUCGAUCUAAAAAGUCUGGAUCAU
Athalia rosae (coleseed sawfly) is the source of this 1656-nucleotide messenger RNA. Its product is annotated as F-box/LRR-repeat protein 3-like. Gene Ontology annotation, cellular component: SCF ubiquitin ligase complex. The record is from RefSeq and is a predicted model, not a curated record. Gene Ontology annotation, molecular function: protein binding. Lineage: Eukaryota; Metazoa; Arthropoda; Insecta; Hymenoptera; Athaliidae. The coding region runs from base 429 to 1628 and encodes 399 amino acids. Gene Ontology annotation, biological process: positive regulation of protein ubiquitination; SCF-dependent proteasomal ubiquitin-dependent protein catabolic process. The transcript has 7 exons.